UUCUUGACUCGCACGCGAUCUUGAUGGAAAAAAAUGUACUCAUGGGCUCACGUAUUAUUUUAUAAACCGUCAAUACUAAUUGGGCUUUGGCCCAUUAAUCUUCUUCGCAUCGACUCGACCACAGUACCACACACAUCGUGCCGUUUAGGCGACUCGGAACAAAAACCAAAAUUGAAAUAAGACUUUAAUUUUUUCCCAGUCUAUCACUGUUGCUCUGGCGAUUUAGAUCUUGGCGAUUAGGGUUCGUACUUAAUCUCUAAACUAGGUGUUGGGGUUUAGGGUUCGUUUCUUAAGCUUAGAAUCUCAAUCAAUCUAUGGGUAGGCACGAUAGUUCCUCCGAGGAAGAGGAGAGAGUAAGAAAGAACGAUAGAAGAAGAGAUGACAAGCGUCGGGUUAGGGUUUCUGAUGAUGACGAUCAUAAGAACUCGCGAAGAGAUCUCCAGAUUGGUCGUGUCUCAGAUGGCUCUUCAGAUGAGGAAUUAGCUAGGAAGAAUCGAAGAGAUGUAGACUCUGGUUCUGAGGAUGAUAAAGGAAGAGAUAGAGGGAAAAGAAUAGAUACUGGUCGUGAAAAGGAUAGAGUUAGAGCAGAUACUUCUUCUGAUGAAGAAGAAGAUGAGAAGCAUCUUUCAAAGGGUACUGAAGAUGGAAGAAAGACACGUAGAGGUUUGGAAGAUGAAAAGGAGAGAGAAGAGGUUGAGGAUGAUUACGAAAGGAGAGGAAGGAAGAGAAGCCCUAAAGGCAGGGAGAAGCAUGAUAAAGAGAGGAGUCAUACUCAUAGGGGUAGUAGAGUCUUAGCUGAUAAGCCUUCUGAUGACAGGCACAAGAGCAGGAGAGGUGGGCGAGAAAGCGAGAGGAAAGAUAGAGAUCAUCAAGCAUCUGAGGAUGAUGAGGAAGGUGAGAUUAGGAACGGGAGAGAGAGGGCUGAUAGAGGAGGUAAUGAAGGUUUCUUGAAGAGGGAUCGGUGGGAGAGAAAGUGGGCUGAUGGGCAUGGGAGGGAUGUUGAAAGGAAAGAGAUCCAUCGGAGGGACGAUAGACGUAGAGAUGAAAGGGAUAGGUAUGAUGAUAGUCAAAGAGACAAGUUGAGAAAGGAAGAGAAGAGUGAGGUUGCAAAGCCCAAGUUACCAGAACUCAAUCCAUCUGGUAGCAAUGCUAUUGCUUUAGGAAAAACUGGUGGAGUUUAUAUUCCUCCGUUCAAGCUAGCACGCAUGAUGAAGGAGGUGGAAGACAAGAGCAGUGUAGAGUAUCAGCGUCUUACAUGGGACGCUCUCCGUAAAAGUAUUAACGGGCUGGUGAAUAAAGUCAAUGUAAGCAACAUCAAGAACAUAAUCCCUGAACUGUUUGCUGAGAAUCUCAUCAGAGGAAGGGGACUUUUCUGCCGUUCCUGUAUGAAGUCUCAAAUGGCAUCUCCUGGAUUCACUGAUGUAUUUGCAGCUUUAGUCGCUGUUAUCAACGCCAAGUUCCCGGAAGUUGCUGAGCUUCUAUUGAAAAGGGUCGUUUUGCAGCUUAAGAGAGCUUAUAAGCGUAACGACAAGCCUCAAUUGCUCGCUGCCGUAAAAUUUAUAGCUCAUCUAGUAAACCAGCAAGUCGCUGAGGAAAUCAUUGCACUUGAAUUAGUCACUAUACUUCUUGAAAACCUGAGUGAUGACAGCGUCGAGGUGGCUGUUGGAUUCGUUACAGAGUGUGGUGCGAUGCUCCAGGACGUUUCACCAAAAGGAUUACAUGGAAUCUUUGAGCGGUUUCGUGGUAUUCUUCACGAGGGAGAGAUAGAUAAGAGAGUCCAGUAUUUGAUUGAAGGGCUCUUUGCUAUUAGGAAAGCGAAAUUUCAGGGACAUCCUGCUGUUCGUCCUGAGCUGGAUCUUGUGGAAGAAAAAUAUUCGCAUGAUAUUUCUAUUGAUGACAAAAUAGAUCCUGAAACCUCUCUUGAUGUUUUCAAACCUGAUCCUGAUUUCAUUGAGAACGAAAAGAAGUAUGAGGCGCUGAAGAAAGAAUUACUCGGUGAGGAUGAGUCUGACGAUGAAGAUGGCUCUGAUGCUAGUUCAGAUGAUGAUGAGGAGGGAGAUGAGUCUGAUGAUGAAGAAGAUGAAGAACAAAUGAGAAUAAGAGACGAGACAGAGACUAAUCUUGUCAAUCUUAGGAGGACAAUAUACCUGACCAUAAUGUCUAGCGUUGAUUUUGAGGAAGCAGGUCACAAGUUACUUAAAAUUAAACUGGAACCAGGUCAAGAGAUGGAACUCUGCAUAAUGCUCCUGGAAUGUUGCUCUCAGGAGAGAACAUAUCUGCGCUACUAUGGUCUAUUGGGUCAGCGCUUCUGUAUGAUCAACAAAAUUCAUCAAGAGAAUUUUGAGAAAUGUUUUGUUCAGCAGUACUCCAUGAUCCACCGACUUGAGACGAACAAGCUGCGUAACGUGGCCAAGUUUUUCGCCCAUUUACUGGGCACAGAUGCUCUCCCCUGGCAUGUGCUUGCCUACAUUCGGCUAACUGAGGAGGACACAACUUCGUCGUCCCGUAUCUUCAUUAAGAUCCUUUUUCAGGAAUUGUCAGAACAUUUGGGGAUUAAGCUGCUUAAUGAGAGGCUUCAGGAUCCAACAAUGCAGGAGUCACUUGAAUCCAUAUUCCCUAAAGACAAUCCAAAGAACACAAGGUUUGCAAUCAAUUUUUUUACCUCCAUUGGUCUUGGAGGCAUCACAGAGAAUCUGAGAGAGUACCUGAAGAACAUGCCACGCCUCAUCAUGCAACAGCAGAAGCAAGUUGCGGAAUCAGAAUCAGGAUCAUCCGACAGUUCUGGUUCCGAGUCUGAUUCUGAGUCAGAUUCAUCGUCCUCUUCUUCUAGUUCGGAUGAAAGCGACAGAGAGAAGAGGAAGCGAAGAAGAAGAUCUUGAGAAGGGUGGUGUGUUUGUCAAUUUCAACCAAAAAUCUUCAAGUUCUUGCGUUGGUUAUUCAACUUGAAUUUACUCAAAUGAUCAGUCAUGUGGUUCUGUUAUUGCAUAAGUCUGCUGAACAAGAGACUAGACUUAGCUAAGACGGUCAAGGCUGUGAAGAGAAAUGUUUUCUUCUUUGUUACUUUGAUUGUCUUCAAGUUAAAAUACCCCUUUUUCAGUAAAAUUUGAUCUUUGUUUUGUAGAUAAGAUGAAUACAGCAUAUGAAAUGAAAGUAACAUACAAUCAAUCGUCUGCAUAAUCAACUUCUCAAUAACUUGUCACUUAAGUUAUGUAUUAAAUGUACUAAUAUCAAUUGAAUUAAAUCGCAAAAGAGAGUGUGAUCCACACAAAUAUAUGAAAUUUGUGUUGCGUGUAU
Messenger RNA from Eruca vesicaria subsp. sativa (arugula), 3294 nucleotides. NCBI's taxonomy places the organism in Eukaryota, Viridiplantae, Streptophyta, Magnoliopsida, Brassicales, Brassicaceae. The record is from the annotation of a GenBank genome assembly.